Molecule: messenger RNA, 1413 nt
Organism: Sungouiella intermedia
Lineage: Eukaryota; Fungi; Ascomycota; Pichiomycetes; Serinales; Metschnikowiaceae
Source: the annotation of a GenBank genome assembly
AUGUCCAAUCUCUUGAAGCGGAAAAACGACGACGAGUCGUCCACCGCCACCGACCAAUUAACCAAGCGAGUUGCUCUAGAUAGUGAGCAAUUGGAACUCACUGAAAAACAGGAGGAAACCGCCCACACCGCCCCGCAUAUCCAACGCCAGGCUGAUCUCUCCCUGGACGAGACUCCAUCCAAGUAUGAAAGCGACUCGCGUCCCAGCUCUCUGGAGCCGCCUGUCAGGGCCAAUGAUAACGCUCUUCCGAUCUCUAAGCCAGUAGUGGGUCCUAGAACUGACGAGGAGACUUCCACGGUAUCUGUCCGGAUGCUCUGCCCAGUGAAAGAGGCUGGAAUAAUCGUGGGUAAGAAAGGUGAUACCAUCUCUCAUAUUCGUGAGAAGGCCAAUGUGAGAGUUUACGUGAGUGAGAACCUUAAAAACGUUCCUGAACGAGUUGUUUCUGUCAAGGGUUCCUCGGAGAAUGUAGCUCGUGCCUUUGGGUUAAUUGCUCGUAUCAUUUUGGAGGAACCUGAGGACGAGCCAGCGUCCAUCAUGAGUAAACUGUACAAUUUGAAGCUUCUUGUUCCACAUCCAAUGGUUGGUUACAUCAUUGGGAAGUCGGGCUCGAAAUUCCGGGAAAUUGAGGAAAAUUCUGCUGCAAAACUCAAGGCUAGCGAACAGCCACUCCCGUACUCGACCGACAGAGUGCUAUCAGUCACCGGAGUGGGAGACGCUAUCCAUAUUGCCAUCUAUUAUAUCUCCCAGGUUAUGUUAGAGCACAGAGAUGUAUCCAAGAAACAUAAGAUCGUGCUCUACAACCCAGCAAACUUCCGUCAACAAAAUCCUGGGAACCCAAUGAUGAAUAUGCACAUGCCACCACAGCAAAACGCCAUGCCAUACAUGGGAGGAAAUCCCAUGGCAAUGCAAGGAAUGGAUGGUGGUAUGAAAGACAAUGGCUACCAACAGGUGGCCAAACCCUAUGACUUCCUGAUGAUGUUUCAGCCGUCAAUCAGACCACAAUACAAUUCUCCGCAGACUAUGGCGCCUCCUCUAAUUCACAUGGCUGGCUCUCAGAGUCUGUACACUGAUGAGCACGGAAAUACCAUCGUGGGUGAUGUCAUCACUCAAAUGCCAACACAGGUAAGUACUACUCCAGAGAAAUUCACCGAGGACAUAUUCGUUGCUAACUCCAAUAUCGGUUCUGUCAUUGGAAAGGGUGGUAAUAACAUCAAGCAGAUCCGUGAAAGUAGCGGAUGCUCAUACGUGAAGAUUGAACCUGACCAAAACCAAUCUAUAUUGCUUGGUGGAGGAAAGGGGUUGACUAAUGUCCGGAAGCUCACGUUGACGGGCACAUACAGCUCCAUCCAGAACGCUAUUUUCCUCAUCAACCAGAGAAUAAGUGCUGAUAAGGAGAGAAAUGGAAUACAAUAA